Molecule: messenger RNA, 2014 nt
Organism: Lonchura striata (white-rumped munia)
Lineage: Eukaryota; Metazoa; Chordata; Aves; Passeriformes; Estrildidae
Source: RefSeq, a predicted model, not a curated record
CAAAAAUAGCCAGCACGAGUGGAGGGAGGGGAAUGAGAGUAUUAAGAGCGCCCAGAUUUCAAACAUUCUUGGCUGGCAGCACGUUCCCUUCCUGCCCCUGCCGCUCCAGAUGCGACACAGCCCUGGGAUCUCUCGCUCUCUGCCCAUGAAGAAGGAUUCUCUUCUUUCUAUUUUUUUUCCUCUUUUUCAGUUUUUCUUUCUUUAAGUUCCAGCUUUGAUACUACUAGAUAUACUUUUAUUAUUAUUAUUAUUUUCUUUCUCGUAGGAAACUUCAUCUGACGGAUAUAAAAGCAAGUGGAGAAUGCAGAUGGUCCUUGGAUGAGACACCGCUAAGAAAUGGUUCUACAGCUCCCAGCAGCCGCGUUUCUCGGAGCAGAGAGAACCCCCUCCGACCCCUGUGACAUGAGCAAAGCUUCUGGCAUUUAAACCCAGGAGGAUGUCCCUCAGUGACGAGCUGGAGAGCCACUUCUCCACCACCCCCUACAUGGUGACAGACACAAGUGAGGGCAGCGUGUUCAGAAUCAGGCCCAAUGUCUCCGCCAACGCCACCGGGGACGGCGCGUGGGCCGCAGGCUCCACGGAGGACAUGAUUGCCAUCUGCACCAUCGGGGCCAUCCUGUCGCUCAUGUGCGUGGUGGGGGUGACAGGCAACGUCUACACCCUGCUGGUGAUGUGCCACUACCUGCGCUCCUCUGCCUCCAUGUACAUCUACAUCAUCAACCUGGCGCUGGCCGACCUGCUCUACCUCCUCACCAUCCCCUUCAUCGUCGGGACCUACUUCAUUCAGAAGUGGUACUUUGGGGACGUUGGCUGUCGCAUCCUGUUCAGCCUGGACUUCCUCACCAUGCACGCCAGCAUCUUCACCCUCACAGUCAUGAGCACGGAGCGCUACUUUGCCGUGCUGAAGCCCCUGGACACGGUGAAGAGGUCCAAGAGCUACCGCAAGGCCAUUGCUGUGCUGAUCUGGCUGGUGUCCCUGCUGCUCACCCUGCCCAUGCUCAUCAUGAUCCAGCUGGUGCAAAGGGACAACAAAAGCAUCUGCCUGCCCACCUGGAGCAAGCUGUCCUACAAAGUCUAUCUCACCAUCCUUUUUGGCACCAGCAUCGUGGGCCCGGGGGUGGUCAUUGGCUACCUUUACAUCCGCCUGGCUAAGAUUUACUGGGUGUCCCAGACUGCUUCCUUCAAGCAGACCAAGAGGCUGCCCAACCAGAAGGUGCUCUAUUUAAUCUUCACCAUAGUGCUGGUCUUCUGGGCUUGCUUCUUGCCUUUCUGGAUAUGGCAGCUCCUCUUCCAGUAUUAUGAAUCCUUCCCUUUGUCUCCCAAGGUGAUGAAGAACAUUAAUUACUUGACAACCUGCCUGACCUACAGCAACAGCUGCAUCAACCCCUUCCUCUACACCCUGCUGACCAAAAACUACCGGGAGUACCUGAAGAACAGGCAGCGCUCCCUCAGCAGCAGCAGUGGGUACUUCCAGAGGAGGAAUCGUUUUCAGAGGAUUUCAGGGAGAUCCCUGUCCACGAGCAGCCAGCACUGCACAGAGACUUACGUCCUUGCUCACGCUCCUUUGGGAAACAGCAGUGCCUGAAGGUAAAAUCUAUCUCCAAGAACAAUCAAUACUGACUUCAAUGUUGCUUUGAUUUAAAGUGUACGUUGUGCAGGCGAAGCCCUGGCAGACCCAGAAUGUGAACACAUUUAGUCCAGAGGCUGUGCCGUGUGUCUGUUCUCAUUUCUCCAGUGCCACUGAUUUGAUGCUAGCAGCACUCAGCUGAACAGCUAUCUAAAUAGCCUUUCACUUUUUAUCUUUAUAUUUUAUAGUGUAUGUCUCCUCAAGUAGCCAUCAAUAAUGAAAGCCCGUAACAGGGCCAUGAUUUUUAAUAGUAUCAGCUGUCUCACAACGUUUUAAAUUAUGUUACCCCAUGAAUGGCUGUAGUUUGCUCUUUUUUUCUUUAGCAGCAGUGCUAAAUUUGUAGUUGUAUGAGGGCUGAAGACAAUGAAAUAAAGAAAAAGCAGCUGA